AGUAUCGAACAACAUGAGAUGAGCCCAUUGAUUACCGAUGUGUCACUUGCAACAUUUUUCAAUAAACUCAUAAAUUCCCAGUCUUCACCACUUCGUUUUUCGAUGUCCAAUUUUCUAGUAAAGUGAUCACUUGCAGGACGUGAAUGACAUCAUAAGUCAGUUCAUUGAUUCCUAGCUCACCGAGGGGUGAACGAUCUGCAAAAGCGCGUUGGGCUUCAUUGCCAAUAGAACACUGCCAAUUUACUGAAAGUAUUCACAGCAUUGCCGAAGAGCUUGUGGAUAUUGAGCUCAGCACAUAGGCCGUACCGCGAAUAUUCAACAGCAUCGACCAUGAACUCAAUCAUCACGCCAGCCUUUUUAUCUUCUAUCCGUAAAUCGCGAUCUCUCCCCCGUAACUCGUGGUACUUCAUCACAGCCACCACGUUAUCUAUACUGAACAGGCCAGACGAAAUUCCGAAAGUAUUCAAUGAUGCUAUUGGAGGUGCAGCUAGUCUGGCCGAUGGACCUCCAUCUGUGGAUGAGCAGCUCAUCAUCGCAAGACGCAUGCGUGAGGCUCUCGUCAAGGCAUCCGCUGUCGGAGGCCUUCCAAAGACCAUCAAUGCUCUCAUGGCCAUGAAGGCGGUAACGCCAUCUCAUCUGCUGGAUGACCCGGGAGACACCUCACCCACAACACGACGGCAUGACGUAGAGAAAGACUCGGUAGAAAUCUUGGAACGUGGCGAAAUGUUCUGGGACAGGAUAUACGGGAAGAUAUCGCGAAGAAUCAUGAGUCAAAUGGAGAGGUGUGGCACCGAGGAUUUGGCUGUCACUGCCCGUCUCAUGUACGGCCAUAUUCUCAGUAACACCCAGAUACUGUCUGCGCCGGAGACUUCGUUCGUCUUGAUCGCUGGCCUGAUACCCCAAGACGUCAACCCACAGCUCAAGGGUCAUCUCAGAGGCGCGCUGAAUGCAGGUGCCUCCAAGGACGAGGUCACCGCUGUACGGGAUCUCGUAAUACGGAUUUGCGAGGCAGCAGGCAUGCAGAAGCUUGAUGCUUCAGCACCAGGAGGUUGGGGAUGGAGGGGAGAGAUAGCAGAUGUAUAACAGUCCCAUCAGUCACAUCGCCUGUUGGAAGAUGCGCCUUCCCUCUGGCUGUUGCACGCUUUCGUAGUCACUUCAUAUUUCAAGCCUAAUAGUUCGGCAUCUAUAGCAAGGAGUUCAACACAAUACAUUGCCUGUUGUCCUGU
Molecule: messenger RNA, 1226 nt
Organism: Verticillium dahliae VdLs.17
Lineage: Eukaryota; Fungi; Ascomycota; Sordariomycetes; Glomerellales; Plectosphaerellaceae
Exons: 3
Coding region: 331-1083 (250 amino acids)
Source: RefSeq, a predicted model, not a curated record